Messenger RNA from Nerophis lumbriciformis (worm pipefish), 2421 nucleotides. Lineage: Eukaryota; Metazoa; Chordata; Actinopteri; Syngnathiformes; Syngnathidae. The record is from RefSeq and is a predicted model, not a curated record.
AUGGUGGCUAGAAACAUUUCACUGAAGAACACGAUUCUGCUCGUAUUAGAAGGUACUGGUUCCGAAGACAGCCUACAUUUGGACGCUUCUUCGGAGAGCUUGGAAGAGUUUGAAGAAAAUUCUCCCGGACCUUGGAUGCCGGAGGAGGAAGAGGAUGAUGACGAGGAGCGGAAAAUGGAAGACGAAGAUGAUGGCGGAGGUGAGAGCGAGGAGGAGGAGGGGUGCGGAGAUGAACACCAUGUUGAAGCAGAUAAUGAAAAUGAUGGCGAUCAGGGCGGAGACCAUAAUGAGUGGCUUUCAAAAAAUCAAAAGAUAUUAUGGUCUCCCAAUCACGAGGUGGCCAGACCUUAUGUCCCCCCUCCCAUUCCUACCCCCGGGCCAACCCUCUACGCAGUGGCCAGAAUAAGCAGCCCCGAAACUGCGUUUGAUUUAUUUUUCAACGAGGGCAUCAUACAACGGAUUUUGGACAUGACAAACCUCCAAGGACGCAGGUCAGUCAAUUCUUGGAACACACUGACUGUCGAGGAGCUGCGAACUUAUUUGGGGCUACUGAUUCUGGCAGGGAUAUACAAAGCGAAGCACGAGCCAACGAUCAGCCUAUGGGACAAAGAGAGUGGAAGGCCCAUCUUUUCAAAAACUAUGGCCCAUGGACGUUUUUGCCAAAUCAACCGGACAAUUAGUUUUGAUGACAGACUCCUCAGGCCACAACGUCACCACCAAAAUAAAAUGUCCCCUAUCAGUGACAUAUGGAAUAUGUGGAACGCCCUGUUGCCGAAAAUGUACAACCUUGGCAGGGAGAUAUGCAUUGAUGAGCAGUUGGUUUCAUUUUCGGGCCGCUGCUCAUUUCGGCAAUAUAUGCCAUCCAAGCCGGCUAAAUAUGGCCUGAAAAUAUGGACACUGUGCGAUGUCCGCACUUCAUACGCCUGGAGCAUGCAAAUGUACACAGGAAAGCCUCCUGGAGGCCAGAGAGAACAGGACCAGGAGAUGAGGGUGGUUUUGGACCUAUGUUCCCCAUUGGAGGGCCACAUACUGACCACAGAUAAUUUUUUCACCUCUUUCCCCCUGGCAGCUGAACUUAAAAAAAAAAAAAUGGCAUUGGUAGGAACAAUCCGCAAAAACAAGGCAGAGCUUCCUCCACAUCUUGUGAAGGUGACUGGCAGAGAGGUCCUUUCCAGCCUUUUUGCUUUUUCAAAAGAUCACACGUUGGUCUCCUAUGUUCCAAAGAAAGAGAAAAAUUUCCUGAUCUUGAGCACGCGGCACACAGAACCGGAAGUGAUGAAGACAGGAAAGAAAAAACCAAAAGUCAUUCAUGACUACAACAAGACCAAAGGGGCUGUGGAUCAUCUAGACCAGGCCUGUGCCACAUACUCCUGCCGCCGGCGCGCAGUCAGUUGGCCUCUGUGUGUGUUUUUUCACAUGGUGGACAUUUCGUCCUACAAUGCAUUUGUGCUUUUCACGGAGAUCUACCCAGACUGGAACAUGAAGAAAAGCUACAAGCGGCGACUUUUCCUUGAGGAACUAGGCAAGGCUCUAAUUCGGCCUGAAGUUCUGAAACGGGAAGCACCGCCCUCUGCCGAAGGCUUGGUGGAGCAGGCAGAGCAGCGACCUGGACCCCCGUCUAAGCGCAAACAAUACGAUUCCGGUUCUGAAACGUCAGAACAUGAGUCGGCGGAGUUUUCGCACAAUUAUCAGCCUGAUGCUGACGACAACACAGAGGAGGACAGCUCCGAUUGGGAAGAAGAGGAGGAAACCUCAGAUGAUGCUGCGGAAGCGGUCGGGCAGGACCAGGAUCCAUCGGGCGCCGAUCAUACGGUACAGAGCUCGAAAAAUAAAAAAGUGAUGUGGCAUCCAACCAACGAAGUGGCUGGACAUUACGUCCCUGCACGAAUUCCCACACCUGGCCCAAGGUUGUAUGCAGUAGCCAGGAUCAGCAGCCCGGAGACAGCGUUUGCGUUGUUUGUGGAUGAGGAGAUCCUUGAGAAAAUAGUUGCAAUGACCAACCUCCAAGGGCUCCGAACUUGCGCGGACGUCCAAAAGACCGGAACUCCAUCCUCCUCAGAAGUCAGUGCUGGCGUGAAGGAAGGUGGUACAACAACCACCAGCACCAGUUUGCAUGGACAUGGUACACAUACAACACGAUUGGCUAUUCCUGGUUCCACCAGCAGGAAAAGGAAGCGCCUGUCCCUUAACACAGACCUUAGUCUGGAGGCACUGCUGAAAAGGAUGGAUGACGCCGACAGUGCCCGACAAGCCCAUGACACUGCAGAGUUAUCAAAUUUAUUGCAGAUGCAGGAGGAGGCCAGUGAGCGUUAUAAGAACUUGUUCAGGCAGCAACAAGCUACAACCCAGCUGCUUCUAAAAAUGAUGGAAAGACUGACAAGAUCUCCAUCAUCUCCGUUGACCCAGCCAGCCUCUCUGUGA